Molecule: messenger RNA, 669 nt
Organism: Botrytis sinoallii
Lineage: Eukaryota; Fungi; Ascomycota; Leotiomycetes; Helotiales; Sclerotiniaceae
Exons: 5
Coding region: 1-669 (222 amino acids)
Source: RefSeq, a predicted model, not a curated record
AUGGGAAGAAAGCGGGCUUUUGAGGACCCAACAUACCCAGAACCUACAUUGCAUAUGCAUUUGAAAUUUCAAAAGAGGAAAACGACCAAUGGACUGCCGAGGAGCCACUAUUCUCCGUUCGGUUUACGGCAAGUGCCUGAGAAUUCAUCUACUGACAAACAACACGUUCUCUUGAAUUUCAACUUAGGAAAGUUCAGCAGUUGUGAUUACUUUUCAAUUUUCCUCUCCAAACUUCUCCACAAAUUUCCAACCGGCCAGGAUGAAAUUAUCUGGGGAAACCCUCAAACCCAUGAAAUCAAUUACCUGACACGGCGACUUGCAGAAAAAUCAGUGGAGCUGGAAAAUACGAGUUUUUACCUCUCGCAGUGUUCCGUUGAGAUGAAAUGCGAUGAUAUCUACACUCGGCAAAGUCGGCAAACUCUAAAUUCAUUUGGGAAGAUUGGUGUCAUAGAUUCGGGUUGCUUCAAUAAGACUGCUGGAUGCACACCUGCCUUUAGUGAAGGAAAAGUCAAUGAUCGAGAUGAUCCGGGGUACUCCACAUUCCGUGCGCGUGCAAGACUCUCCCUCUUGAUGAAUUGGGAAAUCCGAGCACGGCACGGAUCACCGAGUCCAUAUGGGCAACGGGCAUGUCUCAAUUCCUAUGGUCUAGUUAUGCAAUUGAGGGUAUGA